Terrapene triunguis (Three-toed box turtle) is the source of this 2731-nucleotide messenger RNA. RefSeq names its product ovochymase 2 (gene OVCH2). Gene Ontology annotation, biological process: proteolysis. Lineage: Eukaryota; Metazoa; Chordata; Testudines; Emydidae. The transcript is spliced from 21 exons. The record is from RefSeq and is a predicted model, not a curated record. The coding region runs from base 1 to 2550 and encodes 849 amino acids. Gene Ontology annotation, molecular function: serine-type endopeptidase activity.
AUGCCAGUAGCCCUAGGCGAGGUGCUUUUAUUCAUGAUUGGGAUAGUUUGUCUUAGAGAAGGAAACUCCGUGCCACUGCGUCUACAAAAAGAUUCUAGGUGUGGACAGAAGCCACAUGAAAUGAAGCCAUGGAAUAAUUUCAACCAUCUCACUCGCAUUGUUGGUGGGAACCAGGUGAAACAAGGCUCGCAUCCGUGGCAGGUUUCCUUGAAACGAUGGCAAAGGCAUUUCUGUGGAGGCACCAUUGUUUCUGCUCAAUGGGUGGUCACGGCAGCUCACUGUGUUUUAGACAGACACUUACGCGAUUACCUGAACAUCACUGCCGGAGAACAUGAUUUAAGUCUCAUGGACGAAGGAGAGCAGACACUACCAGUUAAAGCCAUCAUUAAACACCCAAAUUUCAACCCCAAAAGACCAAUGAAUUAUGAUAUUGCCCUUGUGAUGCUGGAUGGUGCUUUCAACUUUAGUUCAUCAGUUUUGCCAGCCUGCCUUCCUGAUGUGGGUGAAAAGUUUGAUCCGGGAGAUGUUUGUACCACUUGUGGUUGGGGCCGUCUAAAAGAGAAUGGAAUCCUCCCUCAGGUCUUGCAUGAAGUAGACUUGCCAAUCAUAGACCACAAGGAAUGUUCUAGAGCUUUGUCAACCUUACGGAAUCCGAUCCGAGGAGACACUUUAAUGUGUGCUGGAUUUCCAGAUGGAGGAAAGGAUGCAUGCCAGGGUGAUUCUGGAGGCCCUCUUUUGUGUAGGCGUAAGCAUGGUGCCUGGACUCUAGCUGGGGUGACCUCCUGGGGUAUGGGAUGUGCUCGGAGCUGGAAUGAUAACAUGAGGAAAAAGUAUGAUCAGAGAGGAUCGCCAGGGGUUUUCACAGAUCUCCGUAAGGUGCUCUCCUGGAUUCAAGAAAACGUCAAUACUGAUUUGAAAAUGAAAAGUUCUACAGCAUCAUGUAGCACCCAGGAUGGUAAACUCCCCAGCAAUGAAGGUGAAUUACGUUUCCCAGAAAGUCCCAAACAUUUCUAUCAAAACAACCAGUUGUGUGUGUGGACUCUGCUGGUCCCAGAAGGAAUGCAUAUACUACUUAAUUUCUCCCACUUUGAUGUGGAGUCAGACACGUUCUGUGACUAUGAUUCUUUGUCAGUGUAUUCGAAAGAUGACAGACUAGUUGGGAGAUUCUGUGGGGUUGACUCUCCACUACCCAUUUUGGUCAGCUCCAAUGGUAUAAAGCUGAAAUUUGUCUCUGAUAACAAGGCAUCUGGAACUGGAUUUUCAAUGGUGUACAGAGCUCUUUCACCAGAUGCUCUUCCUGAUUCUGGCUGCGGGUCCUUGGCUGUCCUCUUUGAAGGAGGAGUGAUACAAAGUAUGAACUAUCCUGAGCCCUACAACAAUCUGGCAGACUGUCACUGGAUUAUUCAUGCUCCAGAGAACCAUGUAAUCAAGCUUACAUAUGAGUAUUUUGAAAUAGAGGAAAAUGAAGACUGCUCCUAUGACUCUGUAACAGCGUAUGAAGAUGUAACAAAAGAGGAAGAAAUAGCUAGGUCUUGUGGGUUUGCUGUCCCAGCGCCUGUUUUGAGCACCUCUAGCAUGAUGCUGAUCAUCUUUCAUUCAGAUGAAACCGAGACCUUUGGGGGGUUCCGAGCCACAUUCUCCUUCAUUCAUGUAGCAGAUUUAAAUAUAUCAGAUUUGAACAAUGAAGCAGCACUUUCUGAGGGUCUAAAUACCACCACAGAAAUUCCAGAUGACAUCUGUGGAGUGCCUUCAAAUCAGCCCAGGUUUCUCUUCAGUAGGAUAAUGGGUGGUGAGGAAGCUGUCCCCUACUCAUGGCCUUGGCAGGUCAGCAUACAGAUUUCAGCCGAGCACAUCUGUGGAGGAGCAGCCCUUACCAAAGAGUGGGUUGUCACAGCUGCUCACUGCUUUAAUUAUAAGAAACAGUACAGAGAUUUAUGGAUGGUGGUUGCUGGACUCCAUGAUAUUACAGAGCAAGAGCACAGUCAGAGAAGAUCAGUGAAGCAGUACAUUAUUCAUCAAGAUUUUAACGAGAUCACUAUGGAUUCCGAUAUUGCAUUAUUGCAAUUGACUGAGCCCCUGGAGUUUAAUCACUACGUGCGUCCAGUGUGCCUGCCUGAGAAGGAUGAGGUGGUUCAGCCUUCUAGGGUGUGCACCACCACAGGGUGGGGUACUCAUAAUGAAGACAGAGAAAAAUCCAAUAAACUUCAGCAGCUGGAAGUCCCAAUCCUAGUCUCUGAGACAUGUCAGAACUAUUAUGUAAACUAUCCUGGCAAGGUGACUCAGCAGAUGCUCUGUGCUGGAUUCCCUCUGGAGGAGGGAAAGGACUCGUGCACAGGUGAUUCAGGUGGACCGUUAGUUUGUCCUUCAGAAGAUUCAGGAUUUUACACUCUGAGUGGACUAAUAAGCUGGGGCUUCGGUUGUGGAAGAAAAAACUACCCAGGAGUAUAUACAAAUGUUGCUGUUUUCAUUGACUGGAUCAAUCACUAUAUUAACAAUACUGGCAAGGCACAAGGAUUUCCAAACUACUCAAACUUUCAAGACAACAUCUAAAUUCAGUGAAGAUCUGGUACCUCGCAUCAUCUGCACCAGCAGUUCUGCCUUCACAAUGAAAUUCGCCAUGACCUCUAGCGACCUUACUUCUGUGGCUUCUGGGUGGCUUACAGUUUUCCAAGUAAAGAUUAAAAUUCUUUUGAAUGUGGCUUUUGGACAUUAAGCUCCUCAUUUUGUAUUU